Molecule: messenger RNA, 585 nt
Organism: Sphenostylis stenocarpa
Lineage: Eukaryota; Viridiplantae; Streptophyta; Magnoliopsida; Fabales; Fabaceae
Source: the annotation of a GenBank genome assembly
AUGUCCACCACCAUACCCUCCUCACACCAGACCUUCCUCACCAACGCCCUCACUCCAUUAUUAACCCACAACCGGAAGUUCAGGACAAGGUCUGUUUCUAUCCCUUCACUCAAAACUACUGUCUGCUGCACUUCCCCACAACAUGACCAACAGCACCAACCUCCAAGCAAAAAGAAUGAGAACAAGUUGGCAAAGUUAGCACUGGUUGCAGUGGCCGCUGGGGUGUUAACAUUUGGGUCAGUUCAGGAGGCAUCAGCCGCCAAGACUGGUGGUAGAAUUGGUGGCCAGGCCUUCAAGUCAGCAGCUCCACGCUCCUCACCAAGAAUCAACAAUUCCAGGACCAAUAUCUAUGUAAAUCCUGGAGUGGCACCUCCACUUGUUGGUGGUUAUGGCUAUGGUUAUGGUGUGCCAUUCUAUGGUGGCUGGGGAUGGUCUCCAUUUUCAUUCUUUGCACCAGGUCCCAGCGUAGCUGUAGGCGUUGGAGGUGGAUUUGACACUCUUCUUCUGUUUAUGUUUCUUGGUGCUGCUGCUGCAGUUGUGAGGAAAUUCUUUGGGUCAAGAAAUGAAGAUGAUGAUGACUACUAG